CUAGCUCAAAAUGCUGGAAAAUCAAAAUGCUAGAAAUUGAAUGUGGUCGUCAGAAUCAGGAUCAGCGCUCCUGCGAAUCAAGCUUUGGAAGGCGUCUUAAUGAGCAGGACGGAGUGACGCCUGCACAGCUGCGAGGUGAACGCUAUUCAUGUAGGCAGGCCAGCAAUCCGGGCAAGAUGGCCAGGCGGAGUAAAAGUAAAAAGUCGAGUUGCAGAAAGAAAAGUAGUCACGUGGAUCCAGAGGCCGCAGAAGAAAGGAUCUUGGCCGCGUACGGCCUUGGAAUAGGCUGUACCCUUUCAGAUUCUGACAGCAGCGGUAGCGAUGGGGACGGUGUCAGCCCCUCUCCUGGAGAAUCAAAAGGUUCCUCAACAGCGGGGAGACUCCAUUCUUUCACCACAUUUUCUCCAAUUAAUCUCAAAACGCAGAAAGGCGUGCGGCCAGAUCAUGGUCUUGUGGACUUGCAUAUGCACAGCACAUGCAGCGACGGCCGGCUCUCGCCAACAGAGCUGGUGAGGAAGGCUGCAGCGAAUGGCGUCAGGAUCAUGGCGCUCACAGAUCAUGACACCAUGGCGGGGGUUGAGGAGGCGGCGGAAGCAGGAGCGCAGCUUGGCGUCAGGGUCAUCCCUGGCGUCGAGAUCUCCGCAUUUGCGAGCAAGCCCUCCGACCCCCUCCAGGGCGAAGUCAUCCACAUCCUGGCCUACUUUGCCCCUGGAGGCCCCAGCAACCCCGGGGACUUCCACCGGGCGCUCUCGAGGAUUCGUACUGGACGCCUUGGGCGGGCAAAGUGCAUGGUGGACAAGCUCCGGGCGCUUGGGAAGCCUAUCAAGCUCUCUCGGGUAGUUGAGAUUGCGGGCCCGGGGGUGGCUCCCGGGCGGCCACAUGUAGCGCGGGCGUUGCUUGAGGCGGGGCAUGUGGCUUCGGAGAAGGACGCGUUUGGGCUGUACCUGAGGGAUGACGGGCCUGCCUUUGCCAGGGGUUGCGAGAUCCCCGCUCUUGAGGCCAUUCCGCUCAUCCGGCGCUGUGGCGGCGUGUCUGUGCUGGCGCACCCGUGGUCCAUCCGGAAAGACACCAUGGCGAUUGUUGGGCGGUUAGCCGCAGCCGGUCUCGACGGGAUCGAGGUGUACCAGGACUCCACCAAGAUCACGGCCUACGGCCCCUUAGCGGACCUGUACAAAUUACUCAAAGUUGGGGGAUCGGACUUUCACGAGACUGGGGCUGCAGACGAAAGGGAACCGGGGAAGAUCCCUUUUCAGCCCGCCGCAGCUGAGAAGCUGCUGUUGGCUGCAAAGCCGAUCUGGGAAGAAGCGCUCCGGUUGAGAGUCAGAGACUUUAUUCAGAGUGGGCCUGGUUGCUCGGGUGUCGAGGAGGGAGGGCUGGAAGCCUGUGCAAAUUUGUCACAAACGAACGGUAGAGAAGCGCUGUCGGAAGAAACACCGAGACGAGGGGAGGAAAACGUUCAGAGCGCCUCGGCAGAUUCGGAAGGGACGAAAGGGGGCCCGAAGUACAUGACGUGGACGUUCUCGCGAAUCGAAGGUUCGCGAACGUUGCUCACGCCGUUGCUGCUGACGCGAAGUGAUCGCAAGAUCGUCGAGGUCGAAGCGAAGCGACUCGAAUGUCGUCUAAGAGACCUAGAACGGACAGGCUACAAGUACUUCGCAAUAUCGCCUGGUUGAAUAUAAAUGGAUUUGCUGCUGACGGUCUUGUUUGCUCU
Messenger RNA from Klebsormidium nitens, 1711 nucleotides. NCBI's taxonomy places the organism in Eukaryota, Viridiplantae, Streptophyta, Klebsormidiophyceae, Klebsormidiales, Klebsormidiaceae. The record is from the annotation of a GenBank genome assembly.